Molecule: messenger RNA, 1116 nt
Organism: Oikopleura dioica
Lineage: Eukaryota; Metazoa; Chordata; Appendicularia; Copelata; Oikopleuridae
Source: the annotation of a GenBank genome assembly
AUGUCUCGAAAAAAGCCGAUAAACCUGACAUUGCCGGGUCCGAUCCGUCGCCCACCGAGUAUCAUCAUCGACUCUAUUCAGAAAAACUUGGAUACAGAUGAUCACGAGAAAAAAAAACAAGAAGAGCGGGAACAGCAAGAAGAAAGACUCAGAUCUCAACUGACGGUGCAGAGCAAACUCGGCAAAUAUGGAGAAUUCAACGACUCCAUGUUCGAGCUAGAUCGAGAACUGGGAGCAGGAAAUGGCGGAUCGGUAGAGCGAGUUGUCCACAAAGAAACGGGAACGAUAAUGGCCCGAAAGUUGAUCCAUUUAGACACGAAUGAGGAAAUGUUCAAAAAGAUCCUGCUCGAGUUGAAUAUCCUCAAAGACUGUAAUCACAAACGAGUGGUCGCUUUUUACGGAAGCUAUCAGUACCAAAGGUCGCAGAUUCGAAUCUGCAUGGAGUACAUGGACGGCGGAAGCUUGGAUAAGGUGAUCACAAGGUUUGGAAAGCUUCACGAAUCGAUUAUCGGCGCUGUUGCUGCUGCUGUUGUUGAAGGCAUGACAUACAUCAAGAAAGAACACGAUAUAAUCCACCGAGACAUCAAACCAUCGAACAUUCUUUGCAGCACACAGGGAGAUAUCAAACUCUGCGACUUUGGCGUUUCGGGACAGCUGGUUAAUAGUAUCGUUCAAUCAUUCGUCGGAACGAGGAGUUAUAUGUCCCCCGAAAGAAUCAUUGCGGAUCACCAAUACGGUGUAUCAUCUGAUAUCUGGUCCCUGGGACUUUCGUUAAUGGAGCUUGGAUACGGCACGCAUCCUUUUCCAAGAUUAAAGCCAGAUGAAAUUGAAGAGCUGAUGCGCUUGCCUGAAGGAACUCCCGCGCCUCAGCGAGCAGUGCAUGUUGAUUUCAUCGAUAUAUUGGCGGAUAGAGUGGAGAACGAUGCGCCUAAGUUGAGCUCUGAGUUCUUUGGACCUGAUUGCUGCGAGUUUAUUGACGCUUGUUUGAGAAAAGAGCCUGAUCAGCGGCCAACACUGGAUAGUCUGUCCAACUUCAACUUCGUCAAGCACUACGGAGAGACUAUCACUGUCCAGACCAUCGCCACCUACGUCAAGAAAAGCUUGAAUGGCGAAUAG